Melanaphis sacchari is the source of this 1216-nucleotide messenger RNA. RefSeq names its product omega-amidase NIT2. The coding region runs from base 205 to 1116 and encodes 303 amino acids. Gene Ontology annotation, molecular function: omega-amidase activity. Gene Ontology annotation, biological process: oxaloacetate metabolic process; L-glutamine metabolic process. NCBI's taxonomy places the organism in Eukaryota, Metazoa, Arthropoda, Insecta, Hemiptera, Aphididae. The transcript has 6 exons. Gene Ontology annotation, cellular component: mitochondrion. The record is from RefSeq and is a predicted model, not a curated record.
GGAUUUAAAUUAUAAAUUAAAUUAUGAUAUUGUAGUCAUUAAGUUAAGAUUCAUAAAAUUUAUAACAGUAGUUAUAAAAAAUAAAUAAUUAAUUGGUAUUAACGACUUGUCGAAAAUAAAUUCGCGAUAAUUAUAAGAUUACAGACAAAAUUAUCAUCACUAUACUUUAUUAUAGUAAUUAGUAACCAACGGGUGUUGCCACAAAUGUUUGCUGGUCGAAUACUAUUGAAACAGGCAUUCACAUUAUUCGUCCAAACCAGAAUGGCUUCGUCUAGUUCUUCAGGUUUUCGAGUGGCCUUACUACAGUUGACCGUUACCGCUGAUAAAUCAUCAAAUGUAGCCAAUGCAGUGAGACGUUUACAGCAAGCAAAAUUGAAUGGCUGUACAUUAGCCAUAUUACCUGAAUGUUUCAACUCUCCAUAUAACACUGCUUUGUUCAAAGAAUACUCUGAAGUUAUUCCCGGAGGUGAAACAUGUAAAGCUUUGUCUCAAGCUGCAAAAUCAAAUGAAAUGUAUAUUGUAGGUGGUUCGAUCCCAGAGAUAUGUGAUGACAAAGUGUACAACACAUGUACAGUUUGGGAUCCGAAUGGAAACCUGAUAGCUAAACAUAGAAAAGUGCAUUUAUUUGACAUAAAUAUUCCUGGUGGAAUUUGCUUCAAAGAAUCUGAUGCUCUAGCUGCUGGAAAUUCACUAAAUACAUUUCAAUUAGGAAAAUUUAAAAUUGGACUAGGAAUCUGUUAUGAUAUACGAUUUGCAGAAAUGGCAACACUAUACCGAAAACAAGGUUGUGAUAUGUUAAUAUACCCCAGUGCUUUUAAUAUGACAACUGGACCUUUACAUUGGAGCCUAUUAACUAGAUGCCGAGCAGUUGAUAAUCAAGCAUUUGUAGCUGUUGUUUCACCAGCCAGAGUUACUGAUUCUAAUUAUGUAGCAUGGGGUCAUUCCAUGGUUGUGGAUCCAUGGGGUAAAAUUUUAAAAGAAGCUACUGAAAAAGACAUGGAUUUAUAUGCUGAUCUUGACUUUGGUGAUCGUGAAAAAAUGAGACUGCAAAUACCCUCUGAAAAUCAAAGAAGAACUGACUUGUAUGAUACAGUUGAUUUUAAAAACAAAGUUUGAGCAAACAUCCAAACAUCUAUUUAUCUUGAAAUAAAAUAUGACAAAUUAUUCUAAAACGUUAGUAAAUAAAAUGUAAUAAAUGUUUAGAUUGAUUACACAA